Molecule: messenger RNA, 2868 nt
Organism: Humulus lupulus (European hop)
Lineage: Eukaryota; Viridiplantae; Streptophyta; Magnoliopsida; Rosales; Cannabaceae
Exons: 8
Coding region: 416-2554 (712 amino acids)
Biological process (GO): translational initiation
Molecular function (GO): GTPase activity; translation initiation factor activity; GTP binding
Source: RefSeq, a predicted model, not a curated record
UUGCGCAAGCUUCAAUGUUUGGCCUUAAUUUAUUUGUCACAGAGUCGGUGUGUAUUCUGUACCGGUCCAAAAUGUGUCUCGUUACAAUUCGAACAUGGAACGCAACACAGGUUUCACGAGCACCAUAUCAUAACUAAGUAGGAAUAGUUCUGUUCUGUAAAAGUUAGUUAGAUCAAUAAAGCCCAUACCACACCCAGGCUAAGAGCCGGCGCGGUAAGGAAGGAAGGGCAUUGUACGGUGCGAAGUACGCACCUACCGUAGUCUCUCUUCCCCUUCGAACAUCUCCUCUGCUAAACUCAACCUCCGGCAAAGCUAUUGUGUCUUUCUCAAAUUCACCCAAAAACCCUAAAUUCUCUCUCUGGUUCUCUACCCUUCUUCGCUAUCAGAUUGUCUGCAGAUUUUGUAAUACUUAUGAAUGGCUUGGAGGGUGCUUCAUAAAAGGGGAAGUCAUGCUAUUCUUUCUAGAGCUCUAACUUCAACACUAGUAAAGCAAGCAGUGCUGCCAAUUUCUUCUCCUGCCACUGGGAGAUGUGUACCAGAGACCUCUUUCAACCCAGACUAUGGUUACCAUCAAGUGUUGGUUAAAGAACCCCAACUAAGGUGCUAUCAUGUAAGCACAAGCCUUUGUGCAAGAAUGAAAAAUGAAGGGCCUUUAGGUUUGAAGACUCCCAAAAGAGAGAAGUUUAUAAAAAAGGAGAAUAAAAGCCAACCUCCUGUUGAAGCUCCAUAUGUACCUCCACGUUUGCAAAAGCCCACCAAAUCUUUGCUGGAUAAAACAAUAGACAUAUUUGAGGGUAUGACAAUUCUGGAGCUUUCCAAGCGUACCGGAGAGUCAUUAUCCAUUCUGCAAAGUAUCCUUGUAAAUGUUGGGGAAAAGGUUGUCUCAGAGUUUGAUCCUCUCAGCGUUGAUGUUGCGGAGCUGGUAGCAAUGGAAGUUGGGAUCAAUGUUAGGAGGCUUCAUUCCAGUGAAGGUGAAGAAAUUCUUCCUAGGCCCCCGGUUGUUACUGUUAUGGGUCAUGUUGACCAUGGGAAAACUUCUCUUUUAGAUUCUUUACGUCAAACAUCUGUGGCUGCUAAGGAAGCUGGGGGCAUAACUCAGCAUCUAGGUGCUUUUGUGGUGGCCAUGCAAUCAGGAGCAGCCAUUACGUUCCUUGAUACGCCUGGUCAUGCAGCAUUUAGUGCGAUGAGAGCAAGAGGUGCUGCAGUCACAGAUAUAGUUGUGCUAGUUGUAGCUGCUGAUGAUGGGGUGAUGCCUCAAACUCUUGAAGCUGUGUCCCAUGCAAAGGCAGCCAAGGUACCGAUUGUUGUUGCAAUUAAUAAGUGUGAUAAACCAGCUGCAGACCCAGAGAGAGUUAAACUCCAACUAGCCUCAGAGGGCUUGCUGUUAGAGGAUAUGGGGGGAGAUGUACAAGUGGUUCAAGUUUCAGCAGUGAAGAAGACAGGAUUAGAUGACUUGGAGGAGUGUCUGCUUCUCCAAGCAGAGAUGAUGGAUCUAAAAGCCCGUGUUGAUGGGCCUGCUCAAGCUUAUGUGGUAGAGGCAAGACUUGACAGAGGAAGGGGUCCAUUGGCCACUGCCAUAGUGAAAGCGGGGACUUUGCUUUGUGGCCAGCAUGUGGUUGUGGGCUCUGAGUGGGGUAGGAUUAGAGCUAUUAGAGACAUGUCUGGGAAGUUGACUGAGAAGGCAAAACCUGCGAUGCCUGUUGAAAUUGAAGGACUGAAGGGACUGCCAAUGGCCGGCGAUGAUAUUGUCGUUGUGGAGUGUGAGGAGCGAGCUAGAAUGCUUAGUGCUGGGAGGAAAAGGAAAUUUGAGAAAGAUAGGCUUAUGAAGAUUAGUGUGGGGAGAGCAGACAUUCCUGAAGCAUCAGAAGAGGUACCUAAGUGGGUUGAGAUGCCAGUAAUAGUAAAAGCAGAUGUUCAGGGGACUGUCCAAGCUGUUACAGAUGCAUUGAGGAGUCUAAAUAGUCCUCAGGUUUUUGUGAAUGUAGUACAUGUUGGUGUUGGCCCUAUUUCUCAGUCAGAUUUAGACUUGGCAAAAGCAUGCGGUGCUUGCAUAGUUGGCUUCAAUGUUAAACAUCCACCUAGCUCCAUCACAUUGGAAGCUACUCAAGCUAGCAUUAAGAUAUUUCUGCACCGUGUGAUCUAUCACCUUUUGGAGGAUGUUGGAAAUUUAAUAGUAGAGAAGGCCCCCGGAACUUCUGAAACCCAUGUUGCUGGGGAGGCUGAGGUGCUGAAUAUAUUUGAGCUCAAAGGAAGGAGCAAGGCCAAGGGAGCAGAUGUGAGAAUUGCAGGAUGCCGAGUGCUCGAUGGUUAUCUAACCAGAUCAUCAACCAUGCGGCUUCUGAGAAGUGGGGAAAUUUUGUUUGAAGGGUCCUGCACAUCUCUCAAGCGAGAAAAGCAAGAUGUUGAUACAGUGAAGAAGGGGAAUGAAUGCGGGCUCGUGAUACAUGAUUGGGAUGAUUUUCAGGUUGGAGACGUCAUUCAGUGUUUGGAGCAAGUGGUAAGAAAGCCCAAGUUCAUUUCCUCUGAGAGUGGUGCUGUUCGAAUUGAAUGCUGACACAAAAAAUGUUUCUUUUUUCGGGCAUAUACUAUAGUUAGUUAUUUAGAUUCACUUCUAUUUGUUAGAUGAUUUCUUUUAUACAUAAUUAUCAUCUAAAAGAGCUGAACAUGAUGAGGUCCAUUCACUCAUCUCGAAGAUUUUGCUUCUCAAAGGUUUAUACACUCAACACUCAAUAUAAACUUAUAUGUGAGUCAGUUUUGGAAGAUUAAAGUAGAGACACUUUUGCUAGGUUUUGAUUUACAUUUUUGUACCUUGAAUAACUCAACAAUGAUUGUAAGAAAAAUUGAACAGAAGAGACUUUUUCCCCGGCA